AGUGUGACGGAGCAGCAACCAGGCACGUGAGAGGGAGAGGGUAGAGCUUAUUUUGCCCUACAGCCCAAUGUAUGGCUAGAUCCCACACUACGUUCCAGUCGAGCAAAGCCUCCAGUGAUAUUUCUCCAGGACUGCUUCUACCAAGGGCUCAACCCUGAGAGCCUCAUCUGCGGUAACCACAUAGCAAGAACAUGACGUACGAUCUACACAACUCGUCGUACGACUUCUACAACGGCACGCCGUGGUUUGUCUACGACUGCACCAUCCACCUAGAUCCGGAUGGCCGACGGAUCACUCUUUUCCUCCUUUACCUAGUGCUCUUCAUGGUAGGGUUGGCCGAAAACACCCUGGUGGUGUGGGUGAACUGGCGAAGGCGUCAUUCAGCGAACGGCGUGCUGUUCUGCAUCAUCAACGUGAGCUUGUCCGACUUGAUGGUGAUCUUCACCAUGCCCUUCUUCAUGCUGGAGGUGACCUUGGACAAGGUUUGGCUGUGGGGCCGCUUCCUUUGCAAGGUCACACACCUUGUAUAUGUCAUAAACUUCUACAGUAGCUCCUUCUUCCUGGCCUUCAUGACCUUGGAGCGAUACCUGUCCCUGACGCGGCCCAACAAGCCCGCCUGCUUUCCGACGCAGCACAAACGCCGCUGGUUUCUCUGCGCUGGGAUCUGGCUCCUGUCGAUGGUGCUGGCCUUGCUAGAAAACGUCCACGUCGACUUGUUGGAGUGGGACGAACCAGGCUGCUACUUGGUUCCUGAGCAGUACUACACGGAGUGGUUCGUGUCGGUUUCCUUCCUCUGCCUGAUAUUCCAGUUCCUGGGUCCGGCGUCUGUCAUCAUCACCUGCAACGUCCUGAUCGCCCGAGCCAUCCGCACAGUCCCGGAUAUCCAGAAUCGCCGGGACGUGUGGUUGGUGCACAUGUACUCACUGGUCUUUGUGGCCUGCUGGCUACCGUACCAUUUGGUGUUGUUCUUGUUGACAGUGGACGACCUGGACCCGCACCUGUUCUCCUGCAACAUGGUCGGGGUGCUGUACUUCUCUUUUAGCCUUGUGCAAUGCUUGUCGCUCUUUCACUGCAUUGCCAACCCAAUCCUCUACAACUUCCUCAGUAAGAGCUUCCGCAACAAUCUAAUAAAUGCAGUGAUCAGCCGCAUCUCUUUACCGCCGACCAGUGCGCCAACUAACGCUGUAGCCGACAACGCAGGGACAACGGCGGUAAAAGAGCGGAAGCUCAGUAACGCCAGCACGAGUCACUCCGACAUUGGCGCGUGAAGAGGGAAACUCCUAAAUGACGAUUUGGUGAAACACAGCACAUGAAUGUGCUACGAAAGAAAUGGCCUUGUUGAGGCCAUUGUUUUUGGUCAGUUGCCUGGUAACUAGCCAUAUUUUCUCCUGUUUUUCUCACCUCAGUAUUGCUAACAGUGCAAGGAAGGAAAUAUUGUCAACCUUUCGUAACCUUUAUUUCCACCGGUUCCUAUUGUUAUAUCUAGGAACUCCUUGACAAGUAAUAAAAGCUCUGUCCACAUGCCAGUAUUUGUACAAAGACUGUUUUGAUUGUUCUGCUCAACAAAAACUUUCACUUAGCUGCCCAUAUGCGCAAUCACAACACCUAGAGCUGUUUUAUUGGCCUUUGAGCUCAGCAACUUACGUGUACAUAUUGUGGAUGUGAUGUCAUGGGAAAAAAAUUUAAUACAAUUUUUUUUAAACAUGUUUGAGUGAAAGUGGCAAAUCGUGUAGGCUAAUACCAAUUAUUGUUGGCAUGUGCUGCUCCAAUGACAAAAAAAUAAAUAAAUCCACUGUAGAAAUGUAUGUUGGAUAUAAAUACACUGUAUUUAACAUUGAUAAGUAGUGGUGCUGUUAAAAUUAUGUGAAUAUGGCCAAAAUUUAACUGCUAAAAAGACAAGACUCUGGGAAGUUUCGUAAGUACUGAUUUUAUUCAGAACACAAGUACAGCUGUAGUAAAAGAGAAUUAAUUUCUGAUAGUGACACUGAACAUGAACAAAUCAUAAAUAACACUGAAGUAAUAUAAGGCAAUUGUUUCAUGUUGAAAAUAAAAUGUAGUAUCAAGUCAAGAUAUUUACAGUUUUAUGAUCACAACAUCAGCUGCAAACCGUGGCAAAGCACUGGUAAUGUGCAUUUUUUCCUAAAAAUAAAACUGAUUGACUGAUAAAAGUGUUAAAACCAGGCAUUUUAUAAGGUUCAGCCGGUAUUUUCUGUGCUACAUUACAAAUAAAGCUAUACCAAACACAAUGUCCCAGCAGUUUUGAAUACAUACGUUGUGGUUUGACCAAUGACAUCAAUUAUGAAUGCACCGGUGUGCUAAAUCCAUUUUGAAUUGAACAAGAAAUUAUUUAAAUGUACAAUGUAAAAUUGUCCAAUGUAAGAAAGAAAAAGCAUAUAACUGCUGCGAAAAUGGUACAGAAGAGCAUCACAGCUUUCUAAAGAGAAUUGUUAUUUAUUCAUGACACAAAACCAUUUGCACAAAACACUGAUAUGUCCCGAGUGAAGAAAGUGAACACUGCAAUAUGAACUGACUGAUGUAUUAGCACCUCAGUCUGAAUCGCUUCUCUUUUCCGAAUGAAAUUAAUUAUGUAAGAAGAGUUUUGCUUUAUGUAUAACAUCCAAACUAUAUGAUACUACAUCUCAUAAACGAGUAACUAUUUCUAAUUUAGUCUGUCAAUGAUAUACAACACUACUAUAAAAAUAACGGCUAUUCUAUAAAAGAAAAGUACCGUUAUAUAUUUAUUUAUUAAAAAAAAAAAAGGACCAUUUUAUUUAUAUCCUUGACCUAGACUAGAGCACUGCUUUAUUUAUCAGAAAACAUAGGAAAAAAGUCUUGGUUUAUUCUCAGCGUGCACUUGCAUUGGAAUAUCCAGAGACCUUUAGCUUAUUGUGAUAAGAGUUGCCAGAAGAGUAUACAGAGGUAAUCGCAGAUCAGCACUUGGAAAAGCAUCCCAUUAAAAAUGACUUAAUUAAAAGACUACAAAUCAAAAGUUUGGACACACUUGACUGAAUUUGUUUGCGGUGAUCUUUAAAAAUCCUCUGAUCUAACUGCUUAUACUUAAAUGGUUGACAUUGGCUUUGAAGACAAAAAUAACUUGUCUGUGCAAGAAUUUCUUUACAAAACUAAAUUUGUGUUUGGACCAGUGACUGAAAAGGAGCCAAAAAGUGCUCAGCACACAUGUAAACUUCUUUAAUAGUGUUCAAACACUGUCUCAUAAUGUUCUUGGCAAAGGUUUGAAAAAACUACAUUAUAAGAUGUUUAUUUUUUGUUAUUUCAUAGCUUUGAUUACUUUAUUAUUAUUCUAAAAUGUAAAAAAAGUAAUAGAAAUAAGUAGGUAUGGCCAAACAUUUGAUUGGCAAUGCAGCAUUGCUCAGUCUCUCUUGCCAUCAAGUGGUCAAGUAUCAGCACUACAUUUUUAAAAUAAAGUUUUACCUUUAAUUUAGUCUUU
Molecule: messenger RNA, 3448 nt
Organism: Sinocyclocheilus anshuiensis
Lineage: Eukaryota; Metazoa; Chordata; Actinopteri; Cypriniformes; Cyprinidae
Product: G-protein coupled receptor 182-like
Exons: 2
Coding region: 192-1268 (358 amino acids)
Biological process (GO): G protein-coupled receptor signaling pathway
Cellular component (GO): membrane
Molecular function (GO): G protein-coupled receptor activity
Source: RefSeq, a predicted model, not a curated record